CACACCAGGAAGGCGGAGUUCUGAGCUGCCUUCCACCAGGGGUGUGUUUGUGUGUGUAUGGGAUCUCUGCUACCUCUAAACAACAAGAUACCAGGCAAAAAUAAGAGAAUGAUGUUCAAAGCAGUUUGGAUGGUGGGAGAACUGAAAGAGUAAGGGAGAGAGGAGUGAUUUGAACUUGAUGACGCUGCAUGUGUAUAUAUGUCUGCAUGCAUUGCGUGCUAAGCUUGAUCAUGUCAUCCUGAGCUAGUUACUUGUGGGUGCAUUUCCUACUGUUGCGCACUACGUCAGUGAAUUAGAGGGCUACAGGUGUGAAAAGACUUACCUUGAACUAAUGUGCGACAGUAAAAUCGACUUUCUACUUGAUCACAAGCCUGCUGUGUAAAAUUAGUAGCAUUUACUGGCAAAAAUCCACGCCUGUGCAAUUGUUAGAAGACGUCUGGGGGCAAUUCUGUGGUGCUAAAUGCACAGUAGAAAUUGAGCAACGUACUGGAAGUGGGAUAAAAUUCAGAAAUCCAGGAUGGAGUCCAGCAAUGGAGCAGGUGGUAAAGGGAUGGGAUCCCAGAACAAAGAAGGACAACAGGGACUUAGCUUGGAGACAGAAGGUGUACCAGGAAAGACAGGGCAGCCCGUUGGCGUGCAGCCUUGCUCGGGAGAGGACUACUGUAAGGAGUGGGUAGACAGCGGUGGCACCAGUCUAGAAACACCGGUCUCUGAGACCGCGGCUUCCACACCUUCGGAACAUACAGAUCCCAGUAGUGCUGGGUUCAAACCCCCUGAGGGUGGUUUUGGAUGGCUUGUGGUAUUUGCUGCCACCUGGUGCAAUGGCUCCAUUUUCGGCAUCCAGAACUCAUUCAGUAUUCUGUACGUGAUGCUCUUGGAUGACCUCUCAACAGGUGACGAUGUUAAGAAACAAGACAAGAUACUGCAGUUCAAGACUGCCUGGGUUGGUUCUUUGGCUAUGGGCAUGAUCUUCUUCUGCUCACCAGUUGUAAGCAUGUGCACAGACAAGUUUGGUUGCAGAAAAACAGCAAUAACAGGAGCGGCGGUGGCUUUCAUAGGACUUCUGACAAGCUCGUUCACAAAAUCCCUUGGAGUUAGAUACUUCACAUAUGGAAUCCUGUUUGGAUGUGGUUCUUCCUUUGCUUUCCAGCCUUCCCUUGUCAUCCUUGGCCACUACUUCAGACAUCGUCUGGGUCUGGUUAAUGGCAUCAUGAAUGGAGGUAGUAGUUUGUUUUCCAUGGUCUUGCCAGUCAUCCUACAGAAGACUAAAGACGCAAAAAUUGGACUUGCUCGAAUCUUUCAGGGCCUCAGCAUUUUGCUGCUAAUCCAGGCUUUCCUUGCAUUGACUUAUAAGCCACUUUUACCAGUAACGAGGACUGAAAAAUCUUUUCCUGUUAAAAGAAGCAGAAGGCAGCAGUGUCUGUCUCAGCUGAAGAAGUAUUUCACUCUAGGGGUUUUCAGGAAUAAAAUAUAUCGAUUGUGGGCCUUUGCUGUUGCUACUGCUGUUUUGGGAUAUUUUGUACCGUAUGUACACUUGAUGCAGUUUCUGAAAGAGCAGUUCAAAGUCGAAAAGCUAGAGAAUGAAUUUGUUGUGCUGGUUUGCAUAGGAGGUGCAUCAGGCCUUGGCCGUCUGGUCUUUGGCAAAGUCGUGGACUGUAUUCCUGGAGUUAAGAAAGUCUAUAUGCAGGUUGCAUCUUUUGCGGUCUUGGGCAUCAUGUCUAUGAUGCUGCCUUUGUGUCAUGCAUUUUGGGUUGUUAUUGUAGUGUGCAUCCUUCUUGGUCUUUCUGACGGAUGUUUCAUCACUAUCAUGGCUCCCAUUGCAUUUGAAUUGGUCGGGCCCAUGCAAGCCUCCCAGGCCAUUGGCUACAUCCUUGGACUUAUGGCCAUUCCCAUGACUGCUGGCCCACCAAUAGCAGGAUUAAUUCAUGAUCAUUUAGGAGAUUAUCAUGUGGCAUUUUAUCUAGCUGGAGUUCCUCCACUCAUAGGGGGAUUGCUUCUUUUCUUUGUCCCUAUUGUCCAUCGACAGAUGCUCAAGAGACAGCUGCCUUCUGAUCCAAGCAAAGACAGGAUGCUCACACCAAACAGCACUGUGAAUGGAGAUCUGCUUCCUGGUUCUCCUGGGGACAGCAGUGAAACAAAUGCAUAGGCAUAGCAUUUCUGUAAUAAACAGUGAUACAGAGACUCCAGACUUGAAAUCUUCAGCACUCUAGCCUUUACCGCUUACUAACGUCAUUGCUGACUGUGUUUCAGAAGUGCUGGGAAACCUAAAUGCUGUAUUGUGUCAGCAGCAGGGAGAUGUUAUUUUUUUAAGAUGAAACUGUAAUUUACAGGUUCAGUAACUGAAUUUUUCCAACUUCAGGGAGAGAGUUCCAGUAAAAGUACAUUGGGUGAGAUCACUUCAAAUGUGUAGUUAUGUGGCUACUGAAACAGAUACUGCCCUACAAGUAUUUAAGUGCUCUGCAUUAACUGUGAUAACAUAUAAACUUUCACAAAAUUAUAAAUGAAUGUUUGAAGAGGGAAAAGUUGUCUGGUAGAAAAACACUGCUGAGCAAACUGCUGCAUUAUAGUCACAUUACAACAUUGCACAGCACAACAUCUGGUUUACCACUUUUUACUAAAAUCACUGAAAUUUUGGAUGAAUGUAGUGGCAUACAGUUUUGAUUUGGAAUUCGCCAAGUUUUAUAAUUUUUCAGUAUGGAGAGAGAACUACACAUAACAGAGUAUUCAUCUCUGUCUAAACUUCCGAAACUGUCAGGCACUAAAUAUUUCAUUAGAGUCUAGCAGCAUUGUAUUUGUCAAGCACAAACUUACUAUUGACUGUGGCACAGUUAUUUGAUACUUAUUGGGACCAAUUAAGUCAUUCAAAGGUCCUUCUUCAUUGAAAAACAAGUCUAGACUGGGAGCCGACAGAAAUAUUUUUUUCCUUGCAUGCAACACAGUGAAGAUGAUGACCACAUCUAACCUCAUGAAGUUUCAUCAUUUGUAGAGCUUUUGGUUGGAUAAGACUGAAGGUUAUCUUCAUUGGAUCUGAAGAUAAAAAAAACAUCAGUUCCAAAAAACACUAGUUGUGUAAUAUCAAUAGAAGGCUAAUGUGCCAACAAGUCUUCUAUGCUUAAUAUAAAUUGAUGCACGUCCUUAUAAAGGAUAAAGUAAUUUAUCUGAAAGUGAAUGGAUAAAUAGGUGAAGCAUUUCCAGCUGCCUAUUUGAAGAUUUAAGGAUCUUCUUAUGGACCUUUUAAAUAUAUAUGUAUUGUUUAUAAAUAAUCCCAUUUCAACAUACUAUGCAUUGUUGUCCUAUAUGGUAUGAACGGUUACAGCAUGCAAAACUAAAAUGCAAUAACAAAAAAUCACUCUGACAGUUACAGUUCAUCAAAACUCAAACAUAACCUGAUUGAAAGAACUGUUUUUUAGGAAGCAACUCCCCCAUCUCCUCCUAAGCUUACACACACACACACACACACACACACACACACACACACACAUAUAUAUAUAUAUAUAUAUAUAUAUACAUAUGCAAACACACAUACACACCUGCUUACAUAAUACUGGGUAAGACAGAGACUCUCAAAACUGCAUGCAGUGAUCUACAGCAACCAAUGGCUCCAGUCCUACAUGAUCAAGCAAGUGACUUCUGAGGACUUGAUCAUCAAAGAAAUGCAAAGCAGCCAUCAUGAAUAAAUGAUUAGUUGGGGAAACCAGUUCAGUGGCAAACAGCUGAUUAAGAUAUGGUAGUCACCCCCCCAAACAUUAACAGUGUGACCACAGACAAUUUUAUAUGAAAUGAGGGGGUGGGGGGCAAUGUUCCUUGCAUAGGGGUGUCUGAGCCCUCACCACUACUUAACUCAGGACUGAUAAGUUUUUUUUUUUUAAUUAAAACAGUUUUCACUGAAAUGGUUCCUUCUAUGAAUUCUGCCGGAUAUAUCAUAAACUCUUAAGAGGUACAGAUACGAUGGAGCUGCAGUGACAACAGGAGAGUGCUUAGCCCUUGUGCCAUCUGCAUUUAGCCAAUUUUUUUGCCUACCACUCACACAGAUAAGAUCUCAAUAAUGUCAUUCCCUAUGGAAAUUUGUUGCAUUCAGUAAUCAUAAAAUAUGAGCCAUCCUAUGUUCAUAAGGCCACCAGGUCAUAAACCUAAACUUCUUUCAGCAUUGCUUCUACUCUCUGGAGAAGAUCGUGACAUAAAACGCUGCUUUAAAAGCAACCAGUUUGACUUGGCCACCCAAAAGCACAGGAGGAAGAAGCACCAGGCCUACAUUACAUCUCUUAAGAUGCUGCAUGUUGAAAAUGAUUAGCUCAGAUACUGGCAGCAAAGUUCGUCAUGAACUUUGUUCGUCACUGGAGUAAUUAUCUCAGCUGACAGUCUCAUGGAGCCUGUUGAAGGAGAGCAUAUUUCUUCUUUUACAAGGACUGGAUAUCCUUUAAUAUUGACCCACAUUUCCUUAAACAAGACCAUUUAUCUUACCUUACUUUUGAAUGCAGACAUUUAGGAAAAAUAGCCUUUCUAUUGUUAGUUAUGCAUGGCCAGCUCAGGCUCUGCUUGAUGAAAAUAUCUUUGUUCUGAAUGAUGGGCGGCUCUAAUUUUCCCCUUUGCUCCACUAAAGAAGAGGCUUGCAGUUGCUAAGCAAAUUUUCCAAGUAAAUUGACAACUUGCAUUUUUGGUGGUCAAGUGAAACUGCUGAUGUCAGACUCCACUCCAUCAAGGGUGUGGAUGCUUCAAAAAUGUGUGCAUUUACAUGCAUUUGUGAUGUGGUCACUUGCUGAUUAGUUUGCAUAGUCACCCAACACUUCAGCCUGUACCAUGACUCCUGGAGUCAAACAUUACGUAGCUCUUCAUUCUUAAAAGGUUUAUCUUUCAGUGCAUUUUUUUGCCCCCUCUCCAUCUCUGGCCUUCCAGGAUGCCUUACUACUUGAAAUUUCUUUCAACCUUCCUAAUGUAAGAUCAACAGUUAUUUCAUUCAUUUACUUACUGUAUAAGUUCAUCUAUGAUUGGGUCCCUCUUAUCAUCCCCCUUGUGUCUGAAUAACCCCUCCAACCAUUGGCUGUUGUAGGUUCCUUUAAGACAGCCAAUUAUAUAUUUUUGUACUUUUGCUUGUUUCCUGUUUUACAUAUUCUUCUUGCUCAGUGAAAGGAGAUAAAGUGAUGGAUGCAGGAGCUAGGCAUGCUGUCCAAGUCUGGCGUGUGACAUCAUAGAAUGCUCAACCAGAUGGUACCAUUGCUCUCAACAUGAAAGAUGAUUAGAUAAAAAAUAGGAAUAUUAAGGGAGAUACUGUCACAAAUCAGGUCAUAUGGUGAUUACUAUGAGUUACAUAUGAUUGGAUAGUGAGACAUAAACACACUGACAUUAUAAAAUAAUAUCACUAUAUCUAGGUCUGCCAUGACGGGAAAAACAAAGUUACUAGUAAUAAGAUAUUACAUGAUAGGAAUAAGUAACUAAUGACAAAGUCCAAACAUGAGUGGAGUAAGGCACCAUAAGGUUGUGCAUUAUCACUUGUGGGAAAGAGUAAUUUGUACAUACUCUGAAAAGCCAUCUUACCCCAUUAGUAUGCACCGAUACAUUUAAGUCUGUGCUCACCUACUUUGUAACACUUGAUUGUUUAUUGUAGGAAUCCUCUAGAACUGUGGUUCAGCAGAACUGAUAAUACCUAGAAAUAAAAUAUUGGCAGAAGAAAAUAAGUUAUAGAAAGAAGAAUAUAAUGCUACAAAAUGCAGCAAUGAUGCUAGAUAUUUAAAAUGAAGUGCAAGCCUGGAAAUAUCAAAAUGGUAAAUUGUGGAAAUGUAUAGAUGGUUAGGUCAGGAAAGCACUAAGAAGAUUGAUAAACAACUCAUAAAGAUGAAAUUUAAGGCAUUAAAGCAGUGCUAUUGACUCAGUAGUCAGCUGAUCUACCACUGACAUUGUAACAUUCUCAUCUUUAUAGUCUCUGUCAUUAUGCAAAGUAAAUUGACUCAUUUUUCAGUAUGGUCAGUGUACCAUAAUAGUAUUAUGGUAGGCCAAAUUUACAGUCUGCACAUAACUUUUUUUGGGUAAUCUGGAUGACUACUGGCGUUUGCUUUUUUAGAAAAAUAUAAAAUAUAUAAUGCACAGAAUACUCUGGACUACCCCCAAUAUGGCAAUUGUUUUUAGCCAGAAGUCAUUUACAUCAUCUUUCAGUAUUCUAGGACAUAUUUAUGCAGUGCAUUGUGGGUAGAUAUGGCACUUCUAAUGUACCAUUCUUUUAAUGAGAUGUUAGGCUGAGGUCUGCCUUCUUAUUCAUGAGAAAAUUUGAAUGACUCCCCAUUCACAGUAUAAUGUUAAAAAAGAGAGAAUGCAUCCACACACCCCUUACUUAAAUGUACUAACUAUAUGGUCACACAGCUGCGGGGAAAGUUAAAUAUUGACUGCAAACAUUCAAUGUGUAUGGUGUUUUCUCAUUUCUCUGUGGUUGUGUCAUCAUGGAGUUAGUAUAUUUAAGUAAGGAGUUCUGGGGAUGAAGCCGCCUACAUGGUGGGUGCAGGGGGGCUUGUCCCCCUGCAAAAGCAUUUUUUUGGCAUAUUUUCUCUUUCUUAACAUUUUAGAUAAAAUUAACUAUCAGUAAAAAGACUUGUCAAAAUUAACUGUUGAUAAAAGUGUGUCAAUAUAUUGAGUUUACGUAAAAGUGUACUAGAUAAAUUUAAGUAAAAAAAAAAAAAAUAUAUAUAUAUAUAUAUAUAUAUAUAUAUAUAUAUAUAUAUAUACACA
Messenger RNA from Protopterus annectens (West African lungfish), 6714 nucleotides. RefSeq names its product solute carrier family 16 member 2 (gene SLC16A2). Gene Ontology annotation, biological process: transmembrane transport. The transcript is spliced from 6 exons. Gene Ontology annotation, molecular function: monocarboxylic acid transmembrane transporter activity; thyroid hormone transmembrane transporter activity. The record is from RefSeq and is a predicted model, not a curated record. The coding region runs from base 518 to 2146 and encodes 542 amino acids. NCBI's taxonomy places the organism in Eukaryota, Metazoa, Chordata, Ceratodontiformes, Protopteridae.